This is a messenger RNA of Gallus gallus (chicken), 1335 nucleotides long. RefSeq lists its product as uncharacterized. NCBI's taxonomy places the organism in Eukaryota, Metazoa, Chordata, Aves, Galliformes, Phasianidae. The coding region runs from base 14 to 1027 and encodes 337 amino acids. The transcript is spliced from 7 exons. Gene Ontology annotation, molecular function: protein binding. The record is from RefSeq and is a predicted model, not a curated record.
CGUACCUGAAUAUAUGAACAAAUCAAGUACAGAAUUUAAGAAAUUUGAAGCUAAGUUCAUUGAGGAGAUAAAAAAACACCUGCCACCAAUGAUCCUGAAAUUAAUAGAGGAAGGAAAAAUGCGUAUUGUAAUUAAUAGCCUCAGCAAUGGCAGUGUGAUUGCAUCCUUCAGCAUUGUGUUGGAUGGAGGAGAAAAUUUAACAAAGACAGAGAUUUCAGAUGCUUUUACGGAGGCCCUUAACAUGAGUACAGUACUGAAAGCUGAUCUUAAAAGGACUGUUAUAGAAGCAAGGAAUAGUUGUCAGCCAGGAUUUAAUGACUGCUCACGAAAUGCUACCUGUACUGCUGAAGGAGCAACUUAUUCCUGUCAAUGCAGUGAAGGAUUCACAGAUAACAGUCCCCAGGUUCCAGGGAGAGUUUGCCGACUAAAGCAGAAUCCACCUUCACAACAGAUAACUACAGUCCCUCCAGAAGGUGCAAUGGGUAGAUCUACAGGAAUCACAACUAGUUCUGUUUUUGCUACCACAUUUACAUCAGGAGCUUGCAUGCCAGUGCUCAUUAAAAUUGAGAAUGUGACUGAGGAGAAAAUACAACUCAGCUGGACCUCAGAGGAUAGCAAGAGAGGCAGUCUCUACACCAUCUUCCUCAUGGAUGGAAUCCGAGAGAUAAACAAAACUACUACGAGUGAGACAACAAUAAUGUUUAAACAUCUGCUUCCUGGUCACGUAUACACAGUGUCUGUGGAAGUAUUAUCUUGUGCUGAGAAUAGCAGGACUUCAGUGACUGUUCGAACAGAUCCCAUUUCCUGUUUCAACAGGACUGAUUUUUGCCUAUCACAGAAUCGUGGUUGUCCGGACUUAAAAUAUAUUAUAUGCUCAAACUACCAAUCCUUUGUCUGCAGAGCUUUGUUAAAAAACCAGACAUUUAACAGUUCCCUUUAUGACACUAAUACUGAAAGCUACAAAGCAAUGUCUGAAAGUAUCAAAACAGAAGUAAGUUGCUGUAGUCUUAUUUGUCACCAUAAGUAAGCUUAGAAAAUUUUUGAAAUUAGCAAUGCUGGUCACUUAUAUUCUUUGUUAAAUCAAGAUUUGUGAUAGGAGAAAAAGAUGAUCCCUCCUUGAUAAACUAGCAUAUGAAUCACUUGCUCAACAAGAACUGUAUUGACCAAAGGAGACAAAUGAUGUCAUCUGGUGAGGAGGGGUACAUUACCUACCUAGUCUUCAAAUGUGCAGUAUUUAGUGAAAGAUGAUUUAGAAUUCUUUUUUACAAGCACAAGGAUCUUCCCAUGUCCUUAAUUUUCCUCUGCUGCACUAAACAUGUGCCUGUGGAGAAGGAA